CAUUUUACGGGCUUGUUUACUUCUAGAGAAAUGUUAUAGCAUGUAAUAGACUGUGUAUUACCUAUGGUUUUUAAUUGAUUUUAAGGUUAUUGUGGACUUUUGGUGCACCAGAAAAUGAUAAUAUGGAACUUAAACUUAUACAGAUGUGAUUGUCAUGGGUGAAUUAAAGAAACAACGUAAUCGAUAUGGCUUUUUCAUUGGAUUUGCUACUCAUUCGACAGCCUAAACAAUACGGCGAGAGUUCAAGGCUAAGUUCUUCUAAAUGUGAACAAACAACGGCGGAUUUACGAUAAAUUCUUGUGAUCAAUUUUAGUACAUGUGAUUUGUUGUGAUUAAAAAAUGUGAUUUUGUAUAUUUUUUAAGAACGGAAAUAACCCUUCCUUCUUUCAAACAAAUUAACGUAAAGCUUCUAUAGUCGAUGUUUGUUUAUGACCAGCCUGGGGAUUUUUAUAGUUUGCUACGCACCGCGACAAGGGUCUCGUUUUGAUAACUUUCCCAGACCCUUUGUUGUUUAGCCCACACGUGUUUCUUCGCAUACUUGAAAUAACUGUUAUAUUAACAAUUUAUAUAAUAUACACAGAGUUCUUUAAUUAAUAGACAGCAGAUAUCUUGCAAGCCUGCAUAUAUUUAUAUUUCCUCUAUCUCUCUUCUCAGCACACAUGACACUAUUUUGAUAUGAGCUAGAAUUUAAUAUGGUAAAACUACUUCAGCAAACAGCAUGUUUCUUGUUGGUCAUCCUGUGUCUGUGCAUGGUGGGGGCGAGAUAUGCUAUGGACAAGAAAACCACCAAGUACCCCAAUCCAAAUGGCAAAGGUAUGAUAUGUGAAGAUGUUGAUAUUCGAAAUGAUGUGAAUGCAUUUGCUGAACUAGAAAACUGUACCGUUAUCGAGGGAAACUUGAAAAUUCUUCUGAUUGAGGGGGCCUCCCACCAACAGUAUGAAAACCUGUACUUUCCCGAUCUAGUGGAGAUCACAGAAUUCUUUCUUCUUUAUCGUGUCUAUGGAUUAAAGAGUCUCAGACGAAUUUUCCCCAACCUGUCCAUAAUUCGGGGUCACAAGCUGUUCUUCAAUUUUGCUUUGGUGGUGUUCGAAUUGAUGGACUUGGAGGAGCUGGGUUUGAUCGGUCUGACCACCAUAGAACGCGGAGCAGUUAGGUUUGAAAAGAAUCCCAUGCUAUGUUAUAUUGAUACCAUCGACUGGACCAAAAUAGCUGUAGGUGUUCAGGGAAUGAGUGAGCACUACUUCAAAAGGAACAGAAUUGCCAAAGAAUGUGUGGAUGUGUGUCCAAAUAACUGUACCACCACAGCGGUUGUCACAGCAUCAGGGGAGGUUACCAAGGAAGUCAAGAGUAGAUGUUGGACCAAUUCGCAUUGCCAAAAGAUUCUAAAUUGUGACAGGAGUGAUUGUUUGAGUGGGAUCUGUGACCGGGGAAUCUGCUGUCACCCUAACUGCCUGGGAGGCUGUACUGGACCAACAGACCAGGACUGCAAAGUCUGCAAGAACGUCGUCAGCAUGAUCAACGGCAGGACCAUCUGCCAAAAGCAAUGUUUACCCGGAACCUAUACACUGCGGAAAAGAAGAUGUCUGUUGGAGCAUGAGUGUACGGGUGUGAUCAAGUACAAACUGGUCCGGAGCAACCAGACGGAACAUCCCGGGGAGUGUGUGGAUAAAUGUCUGGCAGGAUACCUGGAGUCUAAAGACGGCAUGACCUGUGUCAAGUGUGUCGACAAAUGUCCAAAAAGUUGUAACGGAAAGAAGCUGGAGACUGUUGCACAAUCACAGGAAUUGUUUGGGUGUACCAAAAUUGUCAACCACCUAGAAAUCAGGAUCAGAAAAGGAACCAAUGUUGCUCAGGAGCUGGAAAAGAACCUUGGCCAGAUUGAGGAAGUUCAGGGCUACGUGUGGAUCCAUAACUCCAAUAAUCUUCUCUCGCUGGGCUUCUUCAAAAAUCUUAGGAUUAUCCGCGGACAAUCCUCCAAUGCAGCAAACAGUUUUGCCCUCCUUGUCCACGACAACAUGAAUCUACAGGAACUGUUCCCAGAGAAAGUCAUGAACAAUCUGGAAAUAGAAAAUGGCAAAAUGAUAUUCCACUACAACCGCAAACUCUGCUACAACAAGAUCAAACAAUUUGAAGAGAAGGUCAAGAUGCCGAAUAAGUCCCAGAAUGAUAUAUCUGAAAGCACUAAUGGAGAUCAAAUGCCAUGCACUGUGGAGACCCUGAACCUGACUGUAGUUAAGAUAGCCGCACGGAUUGCUUUCCUACGCUGGGAUAACUUCAAAACUUCUGAUGCAAGGCAAUUGCUAAGCUAUGUUAUCAACUGGAAAGAGGCGCCAUUCAGAAAUCUUUCCAUCUAUGAAGGAAGAGAUGCUUGUGAUGAUGAUGUGUGGAAUACAAAGGAUAUUUUGAACAAAAUGGAGAGAGAUGAAGACCAUGUGACAUCCUUGCUGCUGAGCUUGAAGCCCUGGACACAGUAUGCAGUCUACGUACAGACCUACACUACAUCAUCAGCCAAAUUUGGAGCCAUCAGCAAGAUUGUUUAUUUCACUACUCUUCCAUAUUAUCCUACCGUACCAGACAAGUUACGAGUGAAGGCAUUAGCACCAGGGACCCUUAAAAUUAUGUGGAACCCUCCCUCCAACCCGCAUGGCAAUGUUACUCAUUAUGAGGUGUACUGGAGGAAACGACCAUUGGUGCAUGAAAAAUUUAAUGAAAGAGACUAUUGCUCAGAACCAUUAGAUACACUGAUAGAACAGUCAGAGGAUCUGUAUGAUGAGCAGGAUGAACUAAAAGCUGGCCGGGACCAGUUAGGACGAGAAUUCAGCAACAAGACAGUACAGGGAGAAUGCGCGUGUCCAAAGUCCAACGAGGAUGAGGAGGUGAAGAGGAAAGAGAGAGAAAUAGAGAUCGCGUUUGAGAACUUCUUACAUAACUAUGUCUACCUGAAGAGGCACAAACAAGAUGGGACAGAUUACGGUCCCCCCAAACCAAUGCCGGACUUGCCCGCUGAUUUGCCCACAUCAAUGGACAGCAAAAAAGCAGAAAAACUGUUCAAAAAAAAUCGCAAGUUCAACUUCAAUAUGACACGUCCUACCAGACUGCCAAAAAAUCAGAACCCCAAGUUCACCCGCCAGAGAGCCAAGCGGUACAGUCGAGAGGCAUCCAUGCAGUAUAACUCCUCAGUCCCCGGCCACCUCAAGUUCAAUCUGAACGAGUCCCUAGAAAAUGACAAUGAGACAGCCAAUGAGACAGAAAAAGAUCUCCCAUUUAAAAAGGUCAUUGUUCAGACUCCCGUACAGAAGAACGAUAUGAGUUACAUCAUCAGCAACUUGGGCCACUUUCAAGACUACAGGAUUGAGGUGAUAGCUUGUCAGGAGAGAGACCCUCGGGAUCCAGCCAAAAUGAAGCUCUGUAGUAUCCGGGCUAUAUCACUGGCCAGGACCCUACCAGACAAAAAAGCUGAUAACAUUGAUCGAAAUUCAAUCAAGAUUUACAAAAUGACGAACAAGACAGGGGAAGUAAUUGUGAAUUGGGAUGAGCCUAAAACCCCCAACGGACUCAUUCUAAGCUAUGAUAUUCAGUACAGCAAAGUCAUCAAAGAUGUGAAGCCCAAUACUCUGUGUGUACCUCACCUGAAGUAUAAGAAGAUUCACGGCUAUAAACUACAGAAGCUGGAGCCUGGGAACUACUCUGUACAGAUACGGGCCACCUCCCUGGCCUUCACAACCAACUACACUGAGCCGAAAUAUUUCUUUGUGUCUGCUCCAGCGACUGAAUCUGAGUGGCCUCCUGAAACAAUCAUCGCUGUCACAGUGUCGGGGGUUCUCCUCCUAAUUCUCAUCGUCGUCAUCGGUGUGUGGUUCAUCGCUCGUAGCAGAUUCAAGAAGAUACCAGACAGACCUGAUUUUACCUCCAUCAACCCGGAUUAUGAACAUUACAACCCUGAUGAAUGGGAAGUAGAGCGUGACAAGAUUCAGCUUAUCCGGGAACUGGGACAAGGUUCAUUUGGUAUGGUGUACGAAGGUGUCGCCAGAGACCUGUACGGAAAAGGAGGGGAAAUCAAAGUGGCUGUCAAGACUGUCAAUGAACAUGCCACAUACAGAGAGAGGAUGGAGUUCCUCAGCGAAGCAUCUAGAAUGAAGGCCUUUUCCUGUAACCAUGUAGUUCGGUUACUAGGUGUGGUCUCGGAUGGCCAGCCAGCCCUACUUAUUAUGGAACUGAUGGAGAAAGGCGAUCUCAAGAAUUUUCUCAGGAUGCAUCGACCAGUAGAAGAAGACAUUGAUUCUACAUUUGCUGGAAUAAAGGAAAACAUAAGUAGAACACCACCCACCAUUAAGCGAAUUAUUCAGAUGGCAGGAGAAAUAGCUGAUGGCAUGGCCUAUUUAGCUGAUAAGAAAUUUGUACACAGGGAUUUAGCAGCUAGGAAUUGUAUGGUUGCUGAAGACCUGACUGUCAAAAUCGCAGAUUUUGGCAUGACAAGAGAUAUUUAUGAGACAGAUUACUAUAGGAAGGGGGGCAAAGCAUUAUUACCGGUGAGGUGGAUGGCUCCCGAAUCAUUAAAAGACGGGAUAUUUACCAGUCUGUCCGAUGUGUGGUCUUAUGGAGUGGUCUUAUGGGAGAUGGCCACUCUAGCUGCCCAGCCUUAUCAGGGCCUGUCGAAUGAGGAGGUCCUGAGGUACGUGCUGAACGGGCGCGUGAUGGAAAAACCGGAAGACUGUCCAGACAGACUAUUUGAAUUAAUGCAAAAGUGUUGGCGCUAUCGACCAAAACAGAGACCAACUUUCAAGGAGAUUUUAGAGGAAUUGGUUCCAGAAUUAGACCCAUCAUUUGCCCACAAGUCAUACUUUUUCAGUGAUGAAAAUAAACAAGAUUCAUUAGAAUACAUAGAGGAAGGUGAUGAAGAAAUGGACGAGUCAAAAAUGCCAUUCAUUCAGGAUGAGGACGAGUGUGACAUGAAAGGAGCGGAAGGGGGCGUGGACCUCCGCGAGCUCCAGGACCAAGAAUUAGACGAUGAUAUAGACAUCGGGAAUGAUUACUGUCCCCCAGACUAUGAGGAAACACAGCAUUCGAAUCAGAAUGGGGAGUUAUUCCCCGAACUGAGGAUUGAUAAAGUGAAUAAUGUGUUAUAUUCUCGUUCACAAGCGGACAAACUGAUGCUAAAUGGCACAGAGCCUUGUGACUGCAUUCUAACGCAGGAGAGCAAUCCGGAGCUACUUCCGGAGCAUCAGUUUAGUUCUUGUUCCAAUCCUUACAGUGCAAUAGGGUCAAGUGACGAUAGCAAGGACAGCUCAAAGAGUUCCAGUAGCAGUUACGCUCAAAUGAACGGCGUCCAUAUUGCGAACGGACAUAUUGCCAUGCAUCACUUAAAAACGACAAAAUGCUAGUGUUUUUUUUUUCUUUCUCUCAUUUUAUCCUUCAUAGUCAUGUCUUAAAAUAGAUGUUAUUGUGAUCUCAUUUCUACCAUAUUUCAUUGUUUUUCAUUAUGAUGUCAGUUUUAUGAAAUUCUUUCCAGCCGUGUUGACAUGAUAUUGGUCAACCCUCUUCAGACUGGUCCUGCUUUUAUCAUAGACUCUGUGUCAAAACAAACUUUUGUUUUUAGAGAGAAUGUUUUAUUUGGGCAUGGGUUGAAAUGUAUACACUGUUGAAUGUAUGACUACAUUGAGCUCAGUUUUAGUUGAUUGUUCUCAGUCCCAUUAUUACAGAUCUUUUAAAAGUUUUGAGAUUAAUGUAUCUUUUUUUAUGUGUUACAAUUUACAUUUAGUGUCAUAUAAUGCAGUUUUUAAACAAAGAAAACUGUUUUGUAUUACUCAAAAAUUUGAUUAUCAUAACAAAUUUAAAAGUUUAAAAGUUUUUAAUGUUGAAAAGGUGUAAUUUUUUUCUAAUGAGUUUUACUUUUCUACAAUGCUUGUUCAAGUAAAUUUGAUAUAAACAUUUUUUUCUAAAUGAAAGCAAGAUUGCAUUUUCUGCCAGUUUUCAAGAUUGUGUGGCGUUACAUAGCCUGGUAUUCCCUUAAUUCUGCAAAUUAUUUCUUAGUAAUGGUCAUCUUGAAGCUGUAUCCUGAAAUUAUUAAACAGAAAAGAAAAUUAAGACACAUUUUGAUACUGAUACAUAUGUGUAUUAGAAAAGCACCAAUAUAAAUUUAUGAUUACAAAUAGUAUUAGAAGUGCUAUUGCAGAAUUGUUCAGAAAUUUGAAAAGUAAUGAUUAUGUUACAAUAACAUAAUGGUUUCAUAUCGGUCCUGUAAGACAAGCAACAUGGUAUAGAUUUUUUAUCCCCUUAAACUAGUCUUAAUUUAAAACUGAUCAUGUAAUCAAAUGUCAAACAACAGAUAUGUAUACAUUCUAGUCGUAGUGCUGUGUGAUGGUAUAGUGAGAAAGAAAGACAUUUUCUUGGUUGUAAAUUUCAAUAAUGUAUGGCAUUGACAGUAUUUUUAUCAAUGUUUUCUUAAUUUGAUGAGAAUAUUCUCCUUGGAUCUCUUUUUCUCAAAAUCAAAAUAUGAUAUAGCCGUAUGACAUAAGAGGUAGUGAAUGAUAUGUGAUGAUAUACAUGUAAAAUUAAAACAUGACAUUUAUUCCUAGAUUAUCAAUGUGGCAGGGGUUUCAGUAUUGCAGUGUCUCUUUCAUUGUGCUUUUGAAUGAAAUUUAAAAUUAGAUUAUGGAACUAAGACUUUCACUCAGAAGAAUCAAGAAGUAGGGAAAAAUAAUACAAAAUGUAUACAAAUUUGCAGGUAUUAAAUUUCUUAAUUGAUAUUUUUUGUCCUUUCAGUCAACAUAUUGAGGAAUUUUGAACAGGAGUGAGGUUUAAACAAAUCUUUAUAAAUUGGUGGAGAAAAUUGCUUUAUUAUAAUGAUUUUAUUUUAAAAGUUUGAUAUUAGUACUGAAAAACUGCAAUACACAGAUUUACCUGAACACUAGAUGAUAGGUGUGUCCAUCUACUCAGUAUACAAACACGGUCUGGUUUGGACUAAGUUACAUUCCUACACAUAACUGAUCACAUCUCUAACUCACCCAUUACAUUAGUCAGUUUUAAUAUUUUGAAAAGGACUGAAUGAAAAAAAAAUGAGGUCGUAGUAUAGUGUCAACAGAGCGGAAGCUAAAUUGUGUUUUACAUGUUGAGAAUAAAAGUUCAGUUUACAAUAUAAAAUUAAUGAUUUGUUGCUUCUGUAAUAGGAGGUAUUUAUUGAUUUUAGAUUCUGUUAGGUUUUCUAUUAUUUAAGUAAACAAUACCAUUGUAAUUCUCUAAAAAAAAAACUGCAUAUAUUUACUAGGAUUUGAUAUGAAAGAAAAGUUAAGGAGAGGGUUUUAGAGUUUAACUAAGAAGCUAAUGUCAGAAUCAUUAAUGUCAGGGACAGGUUGAUAUUUAUAAUCAUUAAUUACAUAUCCUGUAUAAAAACUCUCAGACAGUUGACCAAACUUAAUGAGUGAUUACAUCAGGUUUAUUUAUGUCAUAUGUAUAUAAUAAUAAACAUUCUCUGGGUUUUUUGUACCUCAGUCCUUUGUUGACAUGAUUUUGUGUGGGAUAUUUUAAGAACGUUAAUUAGAGACAAGUUAGAAAGAGCAGCUUAUAUUUGAAUUCAUCGCUUUCAGUAAUUUUUUUUAUACCAAAUCUGUUAAUGUUCUGUCUAAAGAAAAUGAAAGUUUUGUAAAGAGACUAAAAAUAUAAAGUCCAAUUUUGCGUUUUUAUUCAGUAUUUUCAUUUCAAAGUACGACUUCAGGCAAGUUUUUUGAUCUUGUUAAUAGUUUGAAUCAUUUAAAGAUCAAGACAAAUUUAUAAAUGUAUUCUAUAAUCUUUCUGUUUGUAAGUUAUUUCCGUAACUGCUCUCUGCUUUCAUAAACUGCAGAAAAAUUUCCUCUACACAAUCAUCACGAAGUUAGCUGGUGUUUACGAUUGUCUCAGAAGAAUAAUGUACAUAGGACAAUAACACUACAGGACAAUGCCUCCUUUAUAAAACUGAUGUCUAAAACUCGUUUAAUUUUUUACUUAUGUAGAUAAGGGACCUCCUUUUUGUGAUCAUCUAACAAGUCAGUCUACUGUAUUUAUUUGUUUUCUACCUCUUUUGAUACAUAUAUUUAUUGUCAUCAUCAAAAGAUACAUUUUAAUAAUACAAAUAGGUUGUUUCAAAGUCGAGGAAGUGUUAAGAUCCGCAUUAUCAGUCUGCAUUUUAAAGAAUUGGUUGUUUAAUUAUGAAAGGCAUUUAGUGAUUUUGUUAUGAGGGAACAAUUUUGACUACUGUUUUAAAUUAUUAAUUUACUUUUUUGAGUCGGCUUGGAAAUUUUAGAACAUUAUUUUUUUUUUUUUUAAAUUUUCAUCAUCAGUUUGCAUUAAACAGAAUUUUUUAUUAAACUAUUACCACUACAUGUAUAGAAAAGAAAGUAUACAUUGUAUCAAAAUUAUUUAUUGCAAAGAUUCUUUUUUAAAAAGUUGAAAAUCAUUAAAUGGAACUUACUUAUAUCACAUCUAGACAUGAUAUUGGGGAAACCAAAUAUUACACCAGGCCCUGAAAUGGGCUGGAGUUUGUAUACAACGUCAUCAAUAUUGAAAUAUUUUAAAUGAAAUAGAAUGCCAACAUGUAGAUGUCAUUACUAAGGAUAAAAAAUCAUAAAUAUUUACGUUCAUUAAGUACAAAGUAGUAUGAAUGUUGAUGAGAAAUAACUGCGUUGCGAGAUGAACAAUUGAUUUUGUGUAUGGAUGUAAGGGUAUGAAUGUUGAGUGUCGUUGUAUAAAGUUAUUACUAGUUGAAUGUGUAUGAGGGCAAUCUAUCUGAUAAUAUGUCUGCUCCGUAGAGGUCUGGCUUUUCUGUAGGAAGCAAUAAAAUCAUUUCAAAUUUUUAAAAAUUGUAUUAUUUUAGUUUUUUUUAUCUUUUUCAAAUUGUGAAGUUUUUAAACAAUUAUAUUUUUUGGCAAUUUUUUUUAGAGUACAAUCCAGUGUUUUAAACUGGGGACUUUUUUUUUGUCAGAAACAAAAUUUACUGAUGAAAAUGUUGUUAAAAUUGAUGAAGCAAGGUGACAGUAAGGUAGUAAGGGUGUGUUCAGAACAAUACUGAAGUGUUGUAAAUACAGAUGACUAUUUAUUGACAGGAACCAGGCUCCGGGUCUGGGGUUAUGUAUACUUUGUUGUCUGUUGAUCAUAUGUUCAUAGUCAUUGAGUUGAUUCAAGUGGCAUUGUCAUUGGGCUGUACAUAAUUGCAUACAAUUUUUUGUAGCUUUUGCCUACCAACCAAAGUACAAAAAAUGAUUGUGUAAAUAAAAAGUGAGUCAUAAAAAUGUUCA
This is a messenger RNA of Saccostrea cuccullata (small rock oyster), 9266 nucleotides long. Its product is annotated as insulin-like peptide receptor. Gene Ontology annotation, cellular component: signaling receptor complex; plasma membrane. The transcript has 27 exons. Lineage: Eukaryota; Metazoa; Mollusca; Bivalvia; Ostreida; Ostreidae. The record is from RefSeq and is a predicted model, not a curated record. Gene Ontology annotation, biological process: protein phosphorylation; positive regulation of kinase activity; multicellular organism development. Gene Ontology annotation, molecular function: protein binding; transmembrane receptor protein tyrosine kinase activity; ATP binding. Bases 693 to 5381 code for a protein of 1562 amino acids.